AACAAGCUUCCCGUUCCCAAACAAUGACGAAAGGCGGGUUUUAACUUUUAAAGAGGGUUUUUCAAUCGCUUCCCCAAUUCAAAGCCCUACUGUGAUUUGAGAAAACUGAAAACAAAAUGGCGUUUUCAAUGUUUUCAACCCCACAACAACAACAACCUCAGUCACUCUUUCAGCCGCAGCAGCAACAACCUUUUCAAAGUAGCCCCUUUUUUUCGCCGCAACAGCCGCAACAACAGCAGCAGCAACUAUUUCCGCAGCAACAACAACAGUCACUACAACAGCAGCAGCAGCAGCAACAACAGCAGCAACAACAACAGCAGCAGCAGCAAUUGUUUCUUUUUACCAACGACAAGUCUCCGGCGAGCUAUGGUACCAAAUGGGCGGAUCUUCAUCCGGAUUCACAAAAGUUCUUACUUCAGAUCGAGGAGCGGAUUCUGGAAUACAGGGAUGAGAGUCAGAGGCUUGAUCAAUGUAGCCGCCUUUAUGAUUCUUCGAUUUCUAAUGAAGGGUUUGAGCUUGAUGCCAACCAUAUUGUUCAAGAACUUGGGGGAAUCAGCACUUCCAUGGAACGACAGAAAGCUCAGCUGCAAGAGUUGAUGGCUUCUGUGAAAGAUAUGUUACGGAACACAGAGGUAGCUGUUCGUUCUUUCCUUAUGGUACGCCCAAGGUUUCUUCAUCCUAAAUCAGGAGGUGCUUCUAGUGCUACCACACCAUUCCAGACUCCUGGAGCAGCACCAUCACCAGCACCAGCACCAGCGCCAGCGCCAAGUUCCACUGGCCAAUCAACAGCUACCUCAGUGGUGCCUGUUUUUGACUUUUAUUGUGGACUUCCAAGGAAACCAUCUCCUUUUUUGCAGCAAACUGUUGCCAGAUUUGAGAAAUAUCUGUGUGAGUGCCGCCAAUGGAUUGAAGAGUUAGAGCAAUUGCUCCUAUUAGAUUCUGACCGGAACUCUUCCAACCCUGGAUCAUCUUUAUUGCAUUCCCUUCCAAUGGUGAUGUCAAAUGUGCACAGCUUUUUUGUUCAUGUGGCUUCCAAGGUGGAAAGCAUUCAUCAGUAUGUUGAAACUAUGAAAACAGCUUAUCUUGCUGAUCAGCGUCGCCGAGGAGAUUUUAAUGACCCUUUUCUUGAGGCUGAUCGACGAGAAACAGCCAAACAAGAAGCUGCUGCUAAGAGGGUACAUCCAACUUUGCAUUUACCUACAAAUUUACAACCAUCAACACAAGUGGUAGGGUUGCUUACAAGUACAAUGCCUGGGGCAUCAAUUGCUCCACAGACAUCACCAGCAGCUUCAUCAGGGGGUGGGUUCUCUCAUUUUGUUACGCCGGCCUCUACUUCAGCUUCCUCUAUGUCGUCUUCUCUGUUUGCAACACCUCAGAUAUCAACAUCUCUAUUUGCUGCUUCUCCAUUUUCCAAACCUCCUGCUCCAUCUACCACCGCUGCUGGAGGUGUUUCAACAGCAUCUGGGGCGAGCUUUGGCACAUCUAGACCAUCUAGGCCCAAACCGCGAACUACCCGACGCUAAUCUGUGUGGCUUCAGAUUUUGAAAUUAGGAGUAACACCUCUCCUGCUUAGAUGAUUACUUGCUUCUAAAGCAAUCCAUUGUUCAUGUCAAAUUGGCAUCUAUGCCCUUGGCAUUGUCUUAAUAUCAGCUUCAUUUGCUCUCAAGUUUAUGGAUCUGCAAUGCUUAAUUUUUUGAAUCCAAGGGGGCUUGGGUUACUUGUGCAUUGUAAUGUCUUAAAUAUCUUCAUUCCUUUGUGGAUAUGUUGCACAAUAUUGGAAUGAGAUCUAUGUUGCUGUAAUGUUGUAGAAUACAUUUUUAGGUGCAGUAAUUGUUACCAUGAUGAAUCUUGUAGUCGGGUAUCUACCUAGAUACAAAAGAUGUCAAAAUAAACGCUCAUUAGUCAGUUUUA
Pistacia vera is the source of this 1911-nucleotide messenger RNA. RefSeq names its product nuclear pore complex protein NUP58. Gene Ontology annotation, cellular component: nuclear pore. Gene Ontology annotation, biological process: nucleocytoplasmic transport. The coding region runs from base 117 to 1523 and encodes 468 amino acids. Gene Ontology annotation, molecular function: structural constituent of nuclear pore. The record is from RefSeq and is a predicted model, not a curated record. Lineage: Eukaryota; Viridiplantae; Streptophyta; Magnoliopsida; Sapindales; Anacardiaceae. The transcript has 6 exons.